CUAUACUUCUUACUUGUGUCUACUUCUGAUUCGAAAAACCAUCAAGUGAUUCAGAAAGUCUCUCAUGGCUGUGCUUCUCAUUCACACAAUCUCAUUAUCACUACUCAUUUUCUCAUCAUCUUUCACUCUCACAACAUCUCAGUCCAGCGUGUGCAGAACAUCCUGCGGGGACAUCCCCAUCAAGUAUCCCUUCGGCAUCGACGACGGAUGCGGAAGCCCAUACUACAGACACCUUUUUGCAUGUUCCAACUCGGGAAAACUCGAACUCAGAACCCCUUCGGGAAGAUACCCGGUUCGCAACGUUAGCUACGCUGAUCCACACGUUGUGGUGACCGAUCCCUUCAUGUGGAGCUGCGAGGAUGGUGAGAGGUUUCGUCCCACUAGACCCUUCAGCUUGGACAGCAGCACCCACUUCAAGCUCUCUCCUCAGAACGAGUACAUGUUCUUCAACUGCAGUGAGGACAACGUCAUCAUUCAGCCCAAGCCCAUGUUCUGCGAGCAUUUCCCUGAACACUGUGACUCUUCCUGUGACAGUGCUAGCUAUCUGUGCAGACACUUGCCUGGGUGCUCCUUUGCGCUCCCUCGCAGUACUUGUUGUUCGUACUAUCCCAAAGCCACCGAGUCUCUUAGGUUGAUGCUUAAGUAUUGCACCAGUUAUGCUAGCGUUUAUUGGAAGAACGUUGGUGCUCCUAUGUCUGAUGAUCAGGUUCCGGAAUAUGGUAUCAGAAUUGAUUUUGAUAUACCUGUUACCACGCGCUGCCUUCAGUGCCAGGAUCCGUUGAAAGGAGCUGGAAUUUGUGGAUUUGACACGCGGAACCAGAGCUUCACGUGUCUUUGUAAGGAUGGAAACUCCACAACUCAUUGCAAAGAUUUUGACAUUGCAAGGCACAAUAGGAGGGUCCAUGUAAUAGCAGGGACAGUUACGGGCGUUUCCGUUGCCGGUGCAUUUGGAAUUGGAGCUGCUGUUUGGUACUUGAAGAAAGUGAGAGCUAAAGCACCAGUCACAUGUGGUGUCCAAAGCAACGAAAAUAGGCUAUUCUGAAGAAAACCAAAUGAUGUGAACCAGACGACAUCUGUCUUUUGUUACUUUUUCAUUGUGUUUAUUUAUUUAUAUAUACCACAAUUAUACAGUCAUAGAAUUGGGUCCCAAUUUUUCCGAGUUUGAUAUGGUCUUCUUUACUAAUGUCGGUUUUAUGUAUAUAUAGUCUAUUAGAGAGAAAGUACUCUGCUGGAGAAUCAUAUCCUUUACACUUUUUCUUACAACAAUCCUUACGAAACGAAUCUAGCAUGUGUCACAAUUCUACAAAGGAGUUAAUUGGCCUACUCUGAUACAUGACUCCAAAUCGAGUCUUCGGGAAUCAACCAAAACAAGAAAAGCGAGAGAGAAACAUACAAAUGCAGCAUGCAAGACAAAACUAGCACGGUUUACCAACAACACAAGUUAGGGGACCUGCGUUUAGAGUUAUAGAAGGCACCAAUGAAGCAGGUGCAGCAGUAAAAGAUUGAGAAGGUGGAUAGUUUGGGUCACAACUUCCAUAGCCUGAUGGAACAAAAUAAGCACCGUUUAGGAAUGCAUCCUUAGAAGACCUCCAUUUCCAACUCUUCAAUUUUCCCUUCAUUUCCCUUUUGGUAACCUGUCAUCCAAAGCCAAUUCAAUUUGUACUGCCAUGUAUUAAUGGGAUAUGGUGUUUCAUUUCAUGUUACUUUGAUUGUAUCCUUUUCCUUACCUGUUUUGAAGCAGGGUUAUUCGGAGCUACAUAGUAGUUUGCUUCACUUAGAAUGGUUGGGUUAGAACUCCCCCCUAUGGCAUACAUCUUCCACCCAUCAUAUUUGUUGUUCACCACAUGGGCAUAACCAAAUCUCACCCUGCAUGAAUACAAACAAGUUAAUAGAUAUACCUUUUUUAAACCCGUUCUUUGGAAAUUCAAUCUAUAAAAUACACUCUCACCUUGGCAUCCUCUCAAUUAGACCACUACCAAAUCGGUUGAAGGCAAUUGUUACUUUCAUUAUUUUAUCUGCUGUGUA
Messenger RNA from Vigna angularis (adzuki bean), 2025 nucleotides. RefSeq lists its product as uncharacterized. The record is from RefSeq and is a predicted model, not a curated record. The transcript has 3 exons. Bases 65 to 1042 code for a protein of 325 amino acids. Gene Ontology annotation, molecular function: polysaccharide binding. NCBI's taxonomy places the organism in Eukaryota, Viridiplantae, Streptophyta, Magnoliopsida, Fabales, Fabaceae.